Molecule: messenger RNA, 3669 nt
Organism: Colletotrichum phormii
Lineage: Eukaryota; Fungi; Ascomycota; Sordariomycetes; Glomerellales; Glomerellaceae
Exons: 4
Coding region: 1-3669 (1222 amino acids)
Source: RefSeq, a predicted model, not a curated record
AUGGGCAAGCUCAAGUCUUCAUUGAAGGCUUGGUGCCACAGCCUCAUCCCGCUCCUGCUCCUCGCUCUUGCGAUCAAUGUCUGCCAGGCUCGUGGCAGAGACCACGAGAAGCGGGACGAUCUCACCGAAUCACUCGCCUCAGCCGAUCCCACCGACGGAACCAGUCUUUCCCUCUCUACUUCUGAACUCCAGGAAGGUCGCGUUGUCACUCGCAUUGUGACUACCUCUAUUCUCAUCACGAUUCCCUGUGGCGCCUCUGAGGGUUCUUCUUCCUUCAGUUCGGACCUGAUUACUACCCAGUCCUCGUCCCACUACCUCAAUACGACUAGAGGUUCUGGGAGCAGCCUGGCUCAAUCCUCGAAUCCUACAGUCGUCCAUUCUGUUGCCUCUUCCAGUCAUACCACCUGGAACACGACUGCAGUCAACCUUGGAUCCUCGUCGAUUACCUUGAACUGGAACUCUACAAUUGCCGGUCCAGUCGUCUCUUUGUCAUCUCCUGGCUCCUCUAUCCAGAGUCCCCAGCCAACCAGUUCAGGAACGACAUCUACCAAGACCGGGAACGGGGAUACGUCGGUAUCGUCUACCGAAACAUCCUCCACCUCCCAAGAGAGCCAGCUUGGUAGCAUAGGUGACACUGUCCCUGCCUCUUCGCUGCAGACAUCUUUGUCCGAUGGUGGUACAGCUCGGACCUCUCGUGUCACCACAGGCCCCGACCAGACCCCGAAGUCAACCACCGCACCCCAAUCAGUUCAAUCAUCCAGCAGCAUCUCGAGCGCUUCUAGCUCUAUCGAGAAGUCAAACUCAGAUGUAUCCCCAGGCACAAAUAUCGUCAAUAUGCCUCAGACAUCUCUGUCUGGCACUGAUCGCAAAGUUGAGACUUCAUCCACGCCGGGAUCUGCCUCAAGUGGUAGCAGCGCUCAUGCAACGACCACUUCCCCGUCUACAACAGAGAAUGGCCCGCAGCCUACCACAGCUCCCAUCGUCUCUACCGAAAAGGAUCAGGCGUCAACCAAGAAGGGCGAUGAUGAUGAUGAUGGCAAGAAGUCUACCAAGAAGGGUGAUGGUGGUGAUGACAAGACCUCUACCACCAAGGGUGAUCACGACGACAAAUCCACCAAGGCAUCCCCGGGCAGUACGCAAGACAGCGCCGCCUCCUCCACGCAGCAUGCCUCUUCUACUGAGCACUCUCCUACUUCAACCUCAACUGCUGCGCCCGGAAGCAGUGGAACAAGCGGCCCCGGUUCCACGGUCGCUUCUUCUACCUCUUCAGAAAAUGGAGACUUCACAUCGUUCUACGUUACUGCCACGAUCCAGCCUCCUGACGAUACCAAACCUUUCACUUGGGUUACCUGGAAGUCUACCGAGGUGACGAAGAGAACGACUCGCGAUGGUCAGGCCUGGCCUACAAUCUUUCCCGCCUGGUCUUGCAUCGGAGGACAGCUUCUAUGUCAUCCGAGGUGCAUCAUUCCUAUUAUCCUCUGCGAUCUCCCAGCCAUCAAACUUCCAGGCCCUCUCGGUUUCCCUUGGGCCAAGCCGCCUCCCAGGAAGCCCAAAGGUAAGCCUCGCAAAGUUAGAAAGGACGACCCUACCGAUCCCGAAGACCCCGAGGACGACGAAUCAGAGCCCUCCGAGACACCUACUUCUUCAUCUGAAGCUUCAUGCACAGCAACUACCACCGUCUACCCCGACUGCAACCAAGGAUGUACCGCCAGUCCUGUCGUAGGUUCUGACUCGUCUACGAGCUUUACCACCAGCUGUAACACGGCCACCUGCAGACCCUCUAUAGUCUGUAGCACCACCGUCGAUACUACUACAACGACGACCAUCACGACUGUGUCAGUGACUCCUAUAGAAAGCUACUGUGGUGGCGUUGACUCGAGCUGCUCAACCUGCAAGAACAAGAGAUCAGAUCUUUCGAAACGAUCCGAAUACGUCAAGUGGGAUCCUCAGCCAGACCCUGAGAUUCUCGGUGGACCUGAAGGACUCCCCGACGUUUCUUGGGAGAAGUUGCCGAGAAAUAGUCCCGAACAACGAACAUGGUUUAACCGCGCUUGGAAGUACUUGGCUCACUACUGCGAUGGUCUGGAUCAUUGGAGACCUCUUGGCAAAUUUGUUGGCAGAGAGAGAUUGAAGGUCGGCUAUUCCACAAUGCAUGCCGAUGUCUGGGGAGACAAGCCUCUGAUGGGAGGUACCGGGCCUCUCUGGGGCUGUAGUGGAAUCAUCAUCAUUACGAAGAGAGGCAUCUACACCAGUCACGUCUGGGAGGUUCCCAACUUCUGGCCCGAAGGAUUUGGCGAGUACGACAUUGAUAAGGAGUUCCGAGAGGGCGUUCUCGAGUUCUUGGAGACGGGCUCAGGUGAUCGACCUGGUGACGGACCAUUCAUCCCCAACCCAAAAAGGCCGAAUGACCCUGAAAAGCCUGAACCCGGCAAACCGUGGCCAGAUACCGAAGACGGUACCAGGGGUCAGUUACAGACACCUUAUCCUGGAAUCAAGCAACUGAAAGAGACGACCCCGAUCUUCGACAACAUCCCCGAGGACACUCUUCAAGUCAUCUAUAUCUACCCCCUUACCGGUGGACAAUGGACCAACCAGGUGCCCCCGAACUAUCCCGACUACUUGCCACCUAGACAUCCCAACCGGCUCCAAGAAUGGAAGGAAUGGGUCUCGAACCGCCUUGGCUUUCCCGCGGACAGGGUCACCAAUAUCGGAUACCAUAAAGGUCCUAGUUACUGGCCCAAUGCUGGCGCGGAAAAUCCGAUGACCAACUAUGUCCCGCCCUUCGGCCUCGUUUGGUGGCAGUACCAUCCAGCUCACGUCGUCGAGGUACUUCCCGACGGCACGCACAUCCGCAAGCCAACUAUCAGGGUCUAUUGGGAGGACUAUAAGGAGUACGAAGUCUCUUGGUGUCCCCCGGGUACCGAAAUGAAGCGUGAUGAGAAUGGGAGCGAGUCAUGCCCAAUGCCCGCCGACCCUGCAAAGUCGUCCGCCGCGGCUUCUGGUGGCUCAGCUUCGGCUUCCGGUUCUGUCCCCGCUUCAGCGUCUGCCUCGGCCGGCUCCCCUGGUAGUCAGUCCGGUCAAGCCUCAACGUCUGGUUUCCCUGGCAGUCAAUCCUCCGAUCGAGCCUCGACAUCUCCUUCCACUGUCGGCAACACUUCUUCUUCCAAGAGCAAGGUUGUUGUCUGGGUCACCGCCACUGCCGAAGUGACCGUCACCAACGACAUUGGUGUCACACUGACUGUCAUGCCCUCGGCCGCCGCUCCAACCUCUACAGCUGAGAUCUGGCGCAUCGCCCGCAUUACUCAGGACAUUACUUUGGGUGAUGGCAAUUCGAAGCACACCGCGACAGUCAGUAUUGUCCAAGUCGAGGAAGGAAAGGAGAUCAACGUUGUUACGAACAGGGACAGCGAUGGCGGAGGCCCUGUCAAGCUUCCCAGUGAGCUUGUCACAACUGACAACUCGGGCGGCAAGUUGACCAUCUCUUUCAAGGAUGGUGAUCAGCCUUACGAGCUCAAGUCAGAGAUUGGUGGUCAAACCCAGGAAUGGUCCAUGAAGCAAUGGGGCAACAGGAUCGCCAACGGUCCUUGGUGCAAGAUCAUCAAGAACACGACGGGCGAGGGCGUAGUGAAGCGGUCCGCGGAGUGUCACUACCGUGCUUUUGGCCAGUAG